AUGCGCAUCGUCGUGUGGAACAUCAAUGGCCUGCGCACCCUCCGCGGAUACCAGCCCUGGUACCAGCUCAAAGACUGGCAGUCCUGCCUCGAGCACCUCGACGCCGACAUCGCCUGCUUCCAGGAGACAAAAAUGACGCGCAAGCAGCUCCAGGAGUGGAUGUGCAUCCUCCCCUCCUACCACGCCUUCUUCAACUUCCACCCAACAAAGGGCUACAGCGGCACCGUCACCUACGUCAAAAAGGACAUCUGCAUCCCGCUCAAGGCAGAGCAGGGUAUCACAGGCAGGCUCGUCAACACCGACAACCCGGCCGAGGCCAUCGGCGCCUACCCGCGCGACGUCCGCGACGACGUCGAGCCCGCUCUCUGGAACGCCCUCGACGCAGAGGGAAGGGCCGUCGUACUCGACUGCGGCCUAUUUGUCCUCUUCAAUCUCUACGCACCAAACGAGACCGGACCGGAGCGCCUCGAGUACAAGAUGAGCUACUACCACUGCCUCGAGGAGAGGGCCAACCGCCUCAUCCAGGAAGGCAGGCAGGUCAUGAUCGUUGGAGACAUGAACAUCAUCCGCGACCGCAUCGACCACUGCGACCCGGAGCAGUCGCUCAGGGAGCACGGAUGGACCCACUUCAAGCAGCACCCCGCAAGGACGUGGUACGACGCCUUCCUCGCGCCAAAGGGCAAGUUUCACGACGUCGGUCGCCUCUACCACCCGACCCGCGCAAAGAUGUUUACCAACUGGAACACCCUGAUCGACGCCCGCCCCGCAAACUACGGCGUUCGUCUCGACUACACGCUCGUCACCGAGGGGCUGCUGCCUUGGAUCAAGGGGGCCGACAUCCAGCCCGACAUCUACGGCUCCGACCACUGCCCCAUCUACCUCGACAUGCACGACUCCAGGGAGAUCGACGGCAGGACCGUCUACCUCAAGGACCUGAUGCACGGCGGGUCGAGCCGGCCGCCGCCCCCGCUGGCUGCGUGCUUCUACGACGAGUUCUCGGGCAAGCAGAGGAAGCUGGCGUCAUUUUUCUCGGCGGCCAAGAAGCCGCCACCAACCCCACCGCUGCCUGCUGCCACUGACAAGGCGGACGGCAUGGCUAAAGAGGUGGGGGCCAGCGAAGCGAGCCCGCAGGCUGAGCCAAGGCCGGGAGCACCGGAGAACGGAGAGAUUUCGCUGGCAGAUGCUCUGUUUGCGCUUCAAGCGCCUGCAACCAGCGAAGGGCCGACGUCGGCGAUGAUCCCCGAAGAGGCGGCAGGAGUCGGAAGGGAAACGACGGCCGCCGCAGAUCCACCAAAAGGCGUGGCACCAUCGCCCAGCCCGCUCGCGACCAGUGCGCAGCAAAAGGCGAGGCUCAGCGUCAGCGCUUCGCCACCCAAGCGCAGCCCAGCGGCCUCUCAGCGGCCCUCGUCGUCGUCGACAUCGUCAUCGUCGUCGUUAAGAAAGACGUCUUCGAAAGUCCCUCCCAAAGGCCAGAUGCGGUUGCAGGCGUUCUUCACCAAGCCAUCUGCGCCACCGCCGUCGGCACCCCCAGCGCUCGCGGCUGAUGCGGAGACAUCGACGACGGUGACGACAGCACCCGAGGCCGAAGAGCAGCCAUCGCAGACGUCGGUCUCGACCACGGGGCCCGAUGCUGUGCAUCAGGGCCGAUCCCGCUCGUCGUCACCGGAACUGAUCGAGUCGUUUGAAGAGGCCGAUCCGAGCAGCCCUCAGAAACACGCGCGCACCGCCUCGUCGACCUCAUCCAACGGCUCGGCCUCGACGCUGGCAACGUCCGCCGCUGCCGAACCUUCUGCGGCAGAGCGGGUCGAGGCGUCGAUGGCGUGGGGCGCCAUCUUUGCGCCGCUCCCGCCGCCGACGUGCCGGGUGCACGGCGAGACGGCCAAGGCGUGGAGGGUCAACAAGCCGGGCCCGAACCACGGACGCAAGUUCUGGCUGUGCUCGCGGCCCGUCGGACCCGGGUACGAGAAGAGCGGGAGGGCAAAGGGCGACGUCAACCCCGAGUACCGGUGCAACUUUUUCCAGUGGGACUCGGAGUGGAAGGGCGAGGCGUCCAAGAGGCGCCGGAGGGAGGAGCAUGAGGCGUGCGAGGCUGCUGCGGGCGUUUCGUUUGCAGAGGUGGGGAAACAGAAGAGGGCCACAGCAGGUGGCGGCGGCAGGGGCGGAGCGGAGAUGAUUAUUGGAUCAGACGAUGGCGCGCCGCACAAGCGGGUCAAGUCGUCCAAGUGA
Pseudozyma flocculosa PF-1 is the source of this 2226-nucleotide messenger RNA. RefSeq lists its product as uncharacterized. NCBI's taxonomy places the organism in Eukaryota, Fungi, Basidiomycota, Ustilaginomycetes, Ustilaginales, Ustilaginaceae. The coding region runs from base 1 to 2226 and encodes 741 amino acids. The transcript has 2 exons. The record is from RefSeq and is a predicted model, not a curated record. Gene Ontology annotation, biological process: base-excision repair. Gene Ontology annotation, cellular component: nucleus. Gene Ontology annotation, molecular function: zinc ion binding; double-stranded DNA 3'-5' DNA exonuclease activity; DNA-(apurinic or apyrimidinic site) endonuclease activity.